Molecule: messenger RNA, 3279 nt
Organism: Gadus morhua (Atlantic cod)
Lineage: Eukaryota; Metazoa; Chordata; Actinopteri; Gadiformes; Gadidae
Gene: cnksr3
Product: cnksr family member 3
Exons: 14
Coding region: 553-1977 (474 amino acids)
Biological process (GO): regulation of signal transduction
Cellular component (GO): membrane; cytoplasm
Molecular function (GO): protein binding
Source: RefSeq, a predicted model, not a curated record
CGGCGCUCCGCCUGAUAGAUCUCCAGUCAGCAGGGGAACCGCGGCGCGUCCGGUCAGACCCCCUCGUGUUCCAGGACCUUCUGCUCUGCGUGUGUCCUCUGGUUCGGGUUCUGCGUGCCGCUCGAGAGCCAGCAGGUCCGUCUCGAGGAGGCUGCAUCCCGCGUGGGAUUAGACCGCGGUUGGAAUAGUCAUGGAGCCCGUUAGCAAGUGGACGGCGCAACAAGUGGUGGACUGGAUGAGAGUGGUUCGAAAAUUACCAUCCCGUCGCUGAUUGGCUGUUACCUGAGCGAGGUCCCGACUACUGUAACUUUCCGGCUCAGUGAUUGGCCGGUGGCCCAUCGAGGUCUGGACGACAGCCUCCAGCCCUACAUCCCGUCCUUCCAGCUGCAGGCCGUCCCGGGGGAGCGUCUGCUGCGGCUGACCCACCAGGAGCUGCUGUCGCUGGGCGUGGGGCGCGUGGGCCACCAGGAGCUGCUGCUGGAGGCCGUGGACCUGCUCUGCGCUCUGAACCACGGCGUGGAGGCGGACCGCCUGGGGGUCCUGGUGGGCCGGAUGAGGGGCUCCGUGGUGCAGCUGCAGGUGUCGGCCUCGGAGCGCCGGAAGAACCCGUCGUACCGCGGCGUCCACGCCCAGAAGCCCUCCAACCACUUCCUGACCGCCGUGGUGGAGCUCAUCGCCACCGCCAAGACCCUGCUGGGCUGGCUGGACCGGGCGCCAGGGACGGGGGGGAAGGACCUGGGAGCCACGAAGAACACCAUCAUCCAGCUGUGUCUGCAGCUGACCUCCGCCGUGCAGAAGCAGGACUGCACCGUGUACGAGAUGGAAGACAAGAUUCUGGAAGUGUCGCGGGCGCUGAACGCUGUGUGUGAGGAGACGGCGGGCUCCGCCUCUGACCCGGUCCAGACCACCAAGUCCUGCCUGGAGGAGGUCUGCAUCUCCACCAUCAGACCGGGAGAAGGACUGGGGAUGUACAUCAAGUCUACGUACGACGGGCUCCACGUCAUCACCGGGACCACGGAGAACUCCGCAGCAGACCAAACUGGGAGGAUCCACGCUGGAGACGAGGUGGUCCAGGUCAACGGGCAGACCGUGGUGGGCUGGCAGCUGAAGCACCUGGUGACCAGUCUGAAGGCGAAGCCGGGGGGCGUGGUCCUGGUCCUGAAGAAGAGGCCGUCGGGGGUCUCCUGUUCCAUCAGCCCCGCCCCCCUGAAGAACCUGCGCUGGAGACCCCCCCUGGUGAAGGUGUCGGCUCUGAUCCAGCCCUCUGAUCAGGGUCUAUCAGACCUGGUCCGGACGGUGAAGCCGGAGGCCCUGGAGCUCUACAUCCCCCCUCCCCCCUCGGUGCCCUACACCCCCAGGGGCGGGGCCACCGAGGUGGUCAUGAGGCCCAAGUCUCCUAACUCCUCCCUGGACGUGGGCGGGAGGCGGAGCUUAUUGCAGAAGGACCACAGGACCUCGCUAGGCCCCUCCCCCGACGGCCCCCACCUGCCCACCCCCGUACGCAUGAGGCAGAGGUCGUCCACGAAGGGUAAGCCCCGCCCCAUCUCCAUGCCGGCCGUCACCAGCUCAGGUGUGUGCGACCCCUUCGCCCGGCCAGGGCUGCACGGACGAACAGCCCAGGACGUCCUGCAGCGUUGCCUCAGCAACGAGCGCAUCGGCACCAUCUCCGAGGAGGCCCCGCCCUGCUUCCCCCUGGCGCUGCCCUACCAGCGGGGGCGCCGCGGCGUGCCGGGGGGCCGCGGCGUGGACCACAUCCGGGGCAGCCGCUGCUUCGUCAACGCCGAGCUGCACAGCAGCGCCACCAUGCCCUACCAGGAGACCGCCGGCCGCAAGCCCCCCGUCGCCACGGCGACCGCCCCGCCCGCCGCCGCCGCCGCCGCCUCGGGGACCAAACACGGCCCCUCCUCCUCCUCCUCUUCCUCUGGACACUCGCUGCUGGGGGGGUGGCUGGCACGGCUCCGGCUGCUGAGCCACUGACGGCCGUCCCACCGGACUCGCCCAAGGGCACGCGGGCGGUGCAGGGGAGCGCGUGGAGCCCAGGGAGGAGGGCGGUCCAGGGGAGCGCGUGGAGCCCAGGGAGGAGGGCGGUCCAGGGGAGCGCGUGGAGCCCAGGGAGGAGGGCGGUCGAGGGUUUGAUCCCAGAGAGGGGGGAACUGGGCGACCUCCUCUUCUCGACGGUCGUCUCUUUCUGACUUUUAUUGUGAUAAACGCUGAGGAAGUGGAGCGGAGAGGCCGAGGACAGGCCUGUUCAGGGCAUUAGGGUGGAGGAGGAGGAGGAGGAGGUGGAGACACUGAACCCCCCCUCGGAGUGAGCCACAGGGGGGCUCAGACCCCGCCUUCCACCACCGAUUCACGGUGGGGGAUCCACGAAGUUCACUGCUCACAUUUGCCAGUAAAGUUUGUUUUCGUAGCUUUAAAUGCAUUUCAGGUUUGUCCUUUGAUGUCGAGGUGAUCAUCUUAACUUGUGUAUAAGAUGGAGUUUGUCGCCUUAAAGACAUUACAUUAAGUGUAUGUUGUGUCAGCCUUGUUGGAACCAGUGUCAGCCUUGAUGAAACCAGUGUCAGCCUUAAUGGAACCAGAGUCUGCCUUAAUGGAACCAGUGUCUGCCUUAAUGGAACCAGUGUCGGCCUUAAUGGAACCAGUGUCGGCCUUAAUGGAACCAGUGUCAGCCUUGUUGAAACCAGUGCCCCUAGUGGUGAGUCCUGCUGCUGCGCCUCUCGGACGCUGACCCCUCAGGACGACCUUUGACCCUUCAGAGGUCGCUUCAAGAGAGACCCUCUCAGCCCCCGACGAGGCCGGGCCCCGGGGAUCGAACCUGCGGCCUUCUGGAGGUGCUGAGGGCCCUGGAGAACCACAUGACCUACUGUAUGAGGAUGACCUCUGACCCCAACACUGUCUUUACCAGCUGGGAGGGAGGGGGGGAGAGACGUUACAGAAGGGAGGGAGGGCCGAGCCAAACCGCGGGACGGAACAUCCUGGGAUCAGGAUCCCGCGCUCCGAACCGAUAACCUGCUGAAGCAGAACGGAGGAGGUCGGGUCGAGGCCGCAGACCGCUGCUCUGUGGAGGUGUUACGUCAUUGAGAUAAGGUUCCACGAGUGAAUGAGUGAAUGUUGAGAUGGUUCUGUUGACUGACCACAUUGUGUUUUGUACCGGAAACCGGAGGAGAAUGUUUUUUAACGUAGUGAUUGUUGCUCUGGCGGUUAGCCGGGACAUGUUGUCAAGCCAUAUAUGCAAGAGAGAAAUAACCAAACUAAAUCAAUAAACUUCUCUAUUCAAAA